This is a messenger RNA of Uncinocarpus reesii 1704, 1353 nucleotides long. RefSeq lists its product as uncharacterized. The record is from RefSeq and is a predicted model, not a curated record. Gene Ontology annotation, biological process: translational initiation. The transcript is spliced from 2 exons. Bases 1 to 1353 code for a protein of 450 amino acids. Lineage: Eukaryota; Fungi; Ascomycota; Eurotiomycetes; Onygenales; Onygenaceae. Gene Ontology annotation, molecular function: translation initiation factor activity. Gene Ontology annotation, cellular component: eukaryotic translation initiation factor 3 complex; nucleus; cytoplasm.
AUGGCGGACAAUGUACCUCCCUCAGCCGACACCCUGCUCAAGGGUGCAGCUUCACGCUCAGCCAAGACCCCCGAAGAGAUCAUCAAAGAAUACGACCUUUUGCCAAAAUUGAUACCCUACCUCGACCGCCACCUUGUGUUUCCGUUGCUCGAAUUUGCGUCCAGUCAGGAGGAAAAUGAUGAGGCCAUAGACGAGAUCACAAAGUCAAAAUAUGAGCUUCUCAAGCAGACGAAUAUGACCGAUUAUGUUGCCAAUCUGUGGCAGGAGAUCAACGAUUCCGACACCAUUCCUCAGGAAUUCAUAAAGAAGCGAGAGGAGGUUGUGCAGAGACUGCAGCAGUAUGUGGAGGAGAGCAGCAAGAUCACGGAGCUGUUGCAGGACGACAAUGUGGUGGGCAACCUUCGCAGCGAUAAGGCUGCCAAUUUGAAGUUCCUUGAGGAGCAGCAUGGCGCGACGAUAGAUAUGGUUAACAUUCUUUACGACUACGGCCGAUUCCAAUAUAGCUGUGGUAGCUAUGGAAACGCGGCAGAGCUUCUCUACCAGUUCCGCGUGCUGUCCACAGACAACGACAAAGUUGCAUCUGCGACAUGGGGCAAGUUGGCUUCGGAAAUCCUGACUACCAACUGGGAGGGCGCCAUGGAAGAAGUUCAGAAAGUCAAGGACUCCAUUGAUACCAGGCUAUUCAAUAACCCCUUGGGCCAACUUCAGCACCGCACCUGGCUGAUCCACUGGUCCCUCUUCCCUCUCUUCAACCACGAACCCGCCCGCGACGUCCUUACCGACCUUUUCUUCUCUCCCGCCUACAUCAACACCAUUCAGACUUCGUGCCCCUGGAUCCUCCGCUACCUCACCGCUGCCGUCAUCACCAAUCGCCAACGUGUCCACAAGAACUCGUCUCUUUACCAGAAGCAACUGAAGGACCUGAUCCGGAUUGUCAGACAAGAAGAAUACGAAUACCAGGACCCCAUCACCGACUUCAUCAAGGCGCUAUACAUUGACUUUGAUUUCGAGGAAGCUCAGAAGAAGCUUGGAGAGGCUGAAGAGGUUUUAAGAAGCGAUUUCUUCUUGGUCGCUGCGGCAGAUGCGUUUGUUGAAUCCGCGAGACAUUUGAUCUCUGAGAGCUACUGCAAGAUCCAUCAACGGAUUGAUAUCAAGGACCUGUCAACCCGACUUGGCCUCAGCCAGGAUGAGGGCGAGAAAUGGAUCGUCAAUCUCAUCCGGGAUACCCGUGUCGAUGCUAAGAUCGACUACAAGGAGGGAACGGUUCUUAUGAACCAUCCUCCACAAUCAGUAUACCAACAAGUUAUUGAGAAGACAAAGGGAGGCUUUUUCAGAACUCAAGUCCUAAGGUAA